Molecule: messenger RNA, 1356 nt
Organism: Condylura cristata (star-nosed mole)
Lineage: Eukaryota; Metazoa; Chordata; Mammalia; Eulipotyphla; Talpidae
Gene: FCRL1
Product: Fc receptor-like 1
Exons: 10
Coding region: 1-1356 (451 amino acids)
Source: RefSeq, a predicted model, not a curated record
AUGGCAGUGACAGUGGAACUUGAGAGUAACAACAAAUUCGAAGGUGUGGGUCGCCUUUUGGAGGGAGUGUUGUCUCUGACAGCCAGCCCUUCUCAGCCCAUUGAAGGGAACACGGUGACCCUGAACUGUACGGUCCAGCCCUGGUCAUGGAAGUUAUCUGGUCAGCUCCUGUUCAGUUUCUACAAAGAUAGUCACAUCCUGAGGCCAGCAUUGACCAACUCCUCAGUGUUCCAGAUCACUGCCACGUGGAAGAAAAAGCCAGGGUCCUACCACUGUUCAGCAAAGUCAGUGAAACCCACUCCUUGGGCAACACUGAGGAGCAAUGCUAUCUACAUAAAAGUGCAGCGAGUCCCCGUCUCUAAUGUGAGUUUGGAGAUUCAGCCUUCAGGGGGACAUGUUGUAAAGGGAGAGAAGCUGGUUCUCAUCUGCUCAGUCCCUGAGGGCACAGGAGACAUCACCUUCUCCUGGUACAGAGGGAGCAUGGGUUUAAACAUGGAAACAAAGACUCAGCGUUUACUGCAAGCAAAGUUUGAGAUCGCUGCGGUGCAGGAGAGUGACACUGAUCAGUAUUACUGUUCAGCGGACAAUGGCGAGGGCCCCCGCCUCAGUGAGCUAGUGAGCAUCACGGUCAAAAUUCCAGUGUCCCGCCCUGUGCUCACCCUUGGGGCUCCCACCCAGGCUGUGGUGGGGGACGUGCUGGAGCUUCACUGUGAGGCCCAGAGGGGGUCUCCCCCCAUCAGGUACCAUUUUUAUCAUGAGGACGUCAUCCUGGGGAGCAGCUCAGCCCCCGCUGGAGGAGGAGUGUCCUUCAACCUCUCCCUGACUGCAGAACAUUCUGGAAACUAUACUUGUGAGGCCGACAAUGGCGUGGGGGCCCAGCGCAGUGAGGUGGAGACACUCAGUAUCACAGUGCCUGUUGGGGACAGAAGAGACCUUCUUCCCUCAGGAGUCAUUGAGGGGCUGCUCAGCAUCGUUGGCCUCACCACUGUAGCCCUGUUAUUUUGCUACUGGCUCAAGAGAAAAAAAGAAAGACGUCCAGUCAUACAGCCACGCAGGAGUCCUCCUAAUCCUGUACCCCAAGAACUCACCUAUCUCAACUCACCUGUCCCAGUGCAAAGAGACCCUGUGUACCAAAAUGUGAAUUUUGGAAGUGGGGAUAAGGUGUAUUCGCGGGUGUACCAAAGGCAGCAUGAGUACCCAUCAACAGCAGUAGAACCUGCAGGGACUCAUAAUGGAUAUAAGGACUCAGCUAUCUACUCUAAGCUGAAGGAGCCAAACAUUACAGAUGUGGACAUUACAGACGUGGACAUUACAGACGUGGACAUUACAGAUGUGGACUAUGAAAAUGCUGUGUAA